AUGCCGGGCGCGGUGGUGCAUGCCUGGAAGUGGCACCUCGGCAUGAACUGUCACAACAAGACCGACUUCUGCCACCACCCCUUGCGUCACGGCUUCGACGAGUUCUUUGGGAUCCCCACGACCAACCUCAGGGACUGCAAGCCGGGGGAGGGCACGGUCUUCGCCUCGGCCCACCGCUGGCUGGUGUCCGUCCCGCUGCAGGUCAUCGGGCUGGCCGUGCUGACCCUGGGGGCGCUGCGCUGCCUGGGGCUGCUGCGGGUGCCCCUGGCCGUCUUCCUCGGCCUCCUGCUCCUGGUGGCCCUCGUGCUCCUCCUGUUCCUCUGCUUCCUGCACUUCUUCCGGCCGCUCAACUGCUUCCUGAUGAGGAACUACGAUGUCACGCAGCAGCCGUUGUCCUUCGACAACCUCACCCAGAGGCUCACGGCGGAGGCCACCAGCUUCAUACGACGGCACGCCGAGACUCCGUUCCUGCUCUUCCUGUCGUUCAUCCACGUGCACACGGCCCACUUCUCCUCCAGAGAGUUCGCCAGAAAGAGUCGGCACGGGCCUUACGGGGACGGCGUGGAGGAGAUGGACUGGAGCGUGGGGCAGGUCUUGGAUGUCCUAGAAGAGCUGAGACUGGCCGACAGUACCCUCGUCUACUUCACCUCGGACCACGGAGCCCACGUGGAGGAGGUGACCGCCAAGGGGCAGAAGCAUGGCGGCAGUAACGGCGUCUAUAAAGGAGGGAAAGCCAACAACUGGGAAGGAGGUAUUCGGGUCCCAGGCAUCUUUCGGUGGCCGGGGGUGAUCGAGGCCGGUUUGGAGAUUGACGAGCCCACGAGCAACAUGGAUAUCUUCCCCACGGUGGCCAAGCUGGCUGGGUCACCUUUGCCCAAAGACAGGGUCAUCGAUGGCCGAGACCUGAUGCCGCUGCUCCAAGGGAAGACCCGGCGCUCAGAGCACGAGUUCCUCUUCCAUUACUGCAACGCCUACCUGAACGCCGUGCGGUGGCACCCGCCCAACAGCUCCUCCGUCUGGAAGGCCUUCUACUUCACGCCCAAGUUCAACCCCAAGGGCGCCAACGGUUGCUUCAGCACCCACGUGUGCCUCUGCCUGGACGGUCACGUCACCCGCCACCGGCCGCCCCUGCUCUUCGACCUCUCCACGGACCCCGGCGAGACGAGCCCCCUGACUCCGGAGACGGAGCCCCGCUUCCAGGACAUCCUGAGGGUCAUGCAGGAGGCCGCGGACCGCCACACCCAGACCCUGUCGGCCGAUGUCCCCAACCAGCUGUCCCUGGGGAACACUCUGUGGAAACCCUGGCUGCAGGUCUGCUGUGCCUCCUCCUCCGGUCUGUCCUGCCAGUGCGACCAGCAGAGGCAGGAGCAGGGGACGAGAAACUAGCCGCUGGCCACAGAGAGGCCACGCUGUCACCGUCCGCAGGAGCUAGGGGCUUGCAGGGCCUGCGGACGUCCGUCCUCGUGGGCCCUCGGUGACCCAAGUCGGAGAGGACCAUCAAGUGUAGCAAGAGCUGCUCAGACCUCAGCCCGGGCCGCCUUGGAAGGGACGGCGCUUACAAGGAGGACCAUCAUCGCUAGCAGACGGUGGUGACGUCCAGUCCGGGGUAACGGGAAGGCAAAUGAGUACCGAUCACCCCGAUUACGUGGGACACAGGAUCGACGCUACUCACCAUGUACAUCCAGAUAGAGAGACGGACAGAGAGACACAGGUGUACCUAUAUAUUUAUAUGCAUAGACACAUGCACAUCCCCCACUGAUUCCUUCCCUCAGGAGGGUUGACAUGUCAAUGGCCUGCCCCCCCACUAUUUAAAUAAAAAUCAAUCAAAGCUAA
Molecule: messenger RNA, 1833 nt
Organism: Marmota flaviventris (yellow-bellied marmot)
Lineage: Eukaryota; Metazoa; Chordata; Mammalia; Rodentia; Sciuridae
Source: RefSeq, a predicted model, not a curated record